Messenger RNA from Glycine soja, 1252 nucleotides. RefSeq lists its product as uncharacterized. The record is from RefSeq and is a predicted model, not a curated record. Lineage: Eukaryota; Viridiplantae; Streptophyta; Magnoliopsida; Fabales; Fabaceae. The transcript has 8 exons. The coding region runs from base 141 to 947 and encodes 268 amino acids.
CCAUUCCGUUGGACAAUAAUUUGUCCCUUAUGACAUUACCUGACACGGUCGAAGGCUGAAUUAUCAAAAGGAGCCUUUUGUGGCACAGUAAACUCAAAUUCACUGAAGGUUCCGCAAGCCCCUUUUUCCAGAACUUGAGGAUGGCACAAAACGCAUCAUUUCAGCAGCAGAAAUUCAUAAUACCUAACAAGUAUGGCUAUAAAUUAGUGGGGAUAUUACAUGAAUCUGGAACCAAAGAGAUUGUUCUCCUAUGCCAUGGGGGUCGAGCUUCCAAGGAAAACUUUAUCAUGACCAAUCUUGCUGCUGCUCUAGAGAAUGCAGGAAUCAGUUCUUUCCGCUUUGACUUCACUGGAAAUGGGGAAAGUGAAGGUUCAUUUGAAAUUGGUGGCUUCUGGAGGGAAGCUGAUGAUAUACAUGCUGUAGCUCAACACUUUCAAGAAGCAAACCGCACAGUUAUUGCAAUUGUUGGGCACAGUAAAGGAGCUAAUGCAGCACUUCUUUAUGCUUCAAAAUAUCAUGAUAUUAAAACCAUUGUCAACCUAUCUGGCUGCCAUGAUUUGAAGGUGGGUCUUGAAAAUCGCUUUGGAAAAGAUUUUCUGGAAAGACUCAGGAAGGAAGGUUUUAUUGAGUUUAAGGCAGAGUCAGGUAUUAAUUAUCGUGUAACUGAGGAAAGUUUGACGGAUCGGUUAAACAUAAUUAUGCUUGAAGAAUGCCUGCAUAUUGACAAAAAAUGCAGAUAUGACAGGUUCUUUACAGUUCAUGGUAGUGCAGACAUCCAAAUCCCGGUUGUAGCUGCGCAUGAGUUAGCCAAGAUCCUACCUAAUCACAAGUUGCACAUCAUAGAGGGAGCUGAUCAUGUAUAUACUGAUCAUCAAGCUGAGUUAGCGUCAGUUGUGCUGAAUUUUAUAAAGGAAACAUUGAAACUGGACAAGCUUAAUGCUAGUUAGGUCCUUGAUGGAAUCUGCUUCAUGAUGCAAUAUUGCAACUUGGUACCUUAGAGAACUUUGCUCGUGCUGGAGAGAGUCGUCUUUGAUUUUAUUAGAGAGAACCAUUUGUGCUUUGUGGCUGCAAUAUCUAUAUCAUAUGAUAAAUAAGGUUGGGGACUUGGUGCCUCCUAGUUGUGUCCUACGUUUUUAAAGAAUGAAAACAUUAGCGUUUGUUUAGUGGAUGGACUUUGUAGAAUGAUCCUACUCCUACGGUCGUAAUUAGUCAUGAUAUUUUUCUUUAUUAUAUUAAAGUAUUGCUUUACUAA